This is a messenger RNA of Daphnia magna, 667 nucleotides long. Its product is annotated as larval cuticle protein LCP-22. The transcript is spliced from 4 exons. Gene Ontology annotation, molecular function: structural constituent of chitin-based larval cuticle. Gene Ontology annotation, cellular component: chitin-based extracellular matrix. The record is from RefSeq and is a predicted model, not a curated record. Bases 153 to 533 code for a protein of 126 amino acids. NCBI's taxonomy places the organism in Eukaryota, Metazoa, Arthropoda, Branchiopoda, Diplostraca, Daphniidae.
GUUAAAAUAUUGGCAUCAACGUCAAUAGUUUCCAAAGUGAGCACACAUGGAAAGAAAGGAGGGAUAUAAAAGCUGGCCAGCAUGUCCGACCAUCAUCACACAUCCUCCUCAACUGUCUUCAGACAAGGAACAACAUAACUAAACUUACCAGAAUGAAAUUCAUUAUCGUCCUCGCUUUCUUGGCCGUGGCAUUGGCUGCACCGCAAGGAGACAAGAAGCCCAUUGAAAUUAUUUCAUCCAACAGCGAAAUGAAUGCUGAUGGCAGUUACUCUUUCAAUUUCGAGAGUGCCGAUGGCACAAAAGUGUCAGAGAGCGGCAACCAGAAACAAGUCGGACCUAAACCCGAAGAUAUUGGAACCGUCUCCAAAGGAUCUUACUCUUUCACUACUCCCGAUGGUGUUGUCCUCACCGUCAACUGGGUCGCUGAUGAGAACGGAUUCCAGGCCACUGGUGAUCAUUUGCCUACUCCUCCCCCCAUGCCCGAACAUGUCGUGAAGAUGUUGGCCGACUUGAAGGCUGCCGGUCUUCUGUAAAUCUGUCCAUGAAUUUCACACAUCAAUUUGAAGCCAUACAAUCAAGAUUUUGGAUCCGUUUCCACUUUGUAAAUUCACUCAAAUUGUUCUCCUUUUUUAUCAAAACAAAAUACAUAAAAAUUUUUUCAAUUUAA